AUGGGUACAGGCCGCGGCAGGCCGGCACCUUGGCAGCGGCGCUUUCGCAUCGGUGUGGGAGUUGCGGCUCACGCCUCCGCAGAGGUCUGGGGAUCUGGCUGUGUUGAAGCACUUCCCAAAGGUCGACGCAGCUGUUGCUGCCUUCUUCGGCCAAUCUCUCUUAGGACAUGUGGACAGCCUUCAGAUGUGUCUCGCAAGCUUGUGCUUGCUCGCGACGGGUCAGGACAGCACCAGCAGCAAUGGGACAAAGAGAGAGCGGUGGGUGCCAGGCUGUCUGAUGGCCCACAGCACGAGGGCUUGGGCCACGUGGUGACCUUGCUUUCGUCAGAGCCCCGCUUCGUGGAGGAGGAUGCAGAGGCGAACUCCGAGCUUAUGCUGGUGCUGGAGCAUGCGGGGCAGCCGCUGGAUUCAAGUCCCAGGCUGGAAACCCUGGAUGUGCCGUCGCGGUGUGAUGUCGUCGACCAACUGUUGAGUGCUGUGAAACUUCUUCGGCUCAAUGGCAUCAUCCACGCAGACAUCUCUGCGGGCAAUUGCUGUCUGGAUGACGCCGGCUGUGCUCGGUUGGUGGAUUUCGGCAAUUCUCUGCUGGUAAGCUCAACUCGGCGCGCUGCGGCCUGUCAGCCCUUGGAGCAGUUUCGUGCACGCUACGUGCACCACCGGCGCUUCCCGUGCUGCGAGCGAUACUCGUAUCCGCUGUCCAUUCGACGUUUGGUUGAGGAGAUUGAGCAACCGAACGCCAUAGAUGUCUAUACCAGCAGGUAUGAUGUGGAGGCAUUUCCUGGCAACCUGGCAGCGAUGCCCCCUGAGAUUCUGCGUGGUCUCAUAGUACCAGGAGCCAGUGAUGUGUAUGGCCUUGGGAUACUUUUGUGGUGGCUGCUCACUGGCCAGGAGACGCCCUUCCAUGUAAACGUGGAGGUCGACCGGGUGUCUUUUCCAGGCUGGGCCCACUUCUACCGCAGCACGGCCGAUGUCCAGAUGGAGGAGCUCCGAAGCAGCUUGGCACGUGCGACUCCCACGAUGCCCGAGCCGUUCCAAAGUGAGGUGGUCAGGUGGCUUCGGAGUGCGCUGGCCGAAGCUCCCGAAGACCGGGUUUGGGCCGCGAGCCACCCCAUCUUGGGCCAGGUGAAAGAGAGCGCGAUUGUCAAGUUUUGCAAGAGUCGUGCUCGAGUGCUGCUUAGCCACGCUUCUCGCAAGGUGCUGCCUCCACAGCUGCGCAGUAUCUACGGUGAGAUCACCGCCGUCGGCGCUCGGCGUGUGGCUCGGUGCCUGGGCCGUUGCCCGGGCAGGGCCGUCGCCGAGUUGGGCAGCGGCGCUGGUCGCUGCGCGUUGUCGUUGCUCCAGCACAUGCAGGCCUCGAUCGUGGCGGUGGAGUUGAUGGCUGCGCGCCAUGAAGCUGCGGUGCUCGCAGCUGCUCGCUGCUUGGAGGACUGGGUACGACUGGAUACCAAGGGCGGCGCCACUUGGCUACGCCGGAACCGAAGCUUUCGCCUCGUCCAUGGGGACAUACUGGAGACCUGGCGCGACUGGUGCCACGUCACGGCAGUCUUUACCAGCUCAUUGUGCUUCCCAGAUCGGGUGAUGAGCACACUUUCCAGGCAGUUUGAUGAGUGCAAGUUGCUGCAGCGCGUGGCCACCUUGCAGAUGCUUCCCCAUGCGCAGACGUUCAGCCUGGAAGAGGUGGUGUACUGUCCAAUGUCCUGGAAGCCUGCAGGCAGCGCUGUCUACAUCUACGAGCGAUUGCCGGCAUAUCCACUGUACCGAGUUCUCCUGGAAGAGCCUUUAGCAAGCCUCGCCCGCACGACGGAGGACAGCUCUGAUCCACCAGGAGCGCGCAAGCAAUCACUCAUAUGA
Molecule: messenger RNA, 1851 nt
Organism: Symbiodinium natans
Lineage: Eukaryota; Dinophyceae; Suessiales; Symbiodiniaceae
Source: the annotation of a GenBank genome assembly